CGGAGGGAGGCGGGCGGCGGAGCGGGACGGCCCGUGCGGUGCGGCUUGUCGGAACAGAGGGUAGGAAGAAAAUGUUCAAGUGUCAAGCCCUAGGCCCAGUCUACUAAUUUCUAGGUGUAUUGGCAUAAACUGUGACCAUGACUACUGAAGUAGGUGCAGCCUCAGAAGUGAAGAAGGACGCAGACCAGUUAGGAGCAGAGGCAACCAAGGAGAAACCUAAAGAAACAGCAGAAAAUCAGCAGAGCCAGUCCUCUAACGCAGAGGAAGACAGAGGCUCCCAGCCAUCUCCCGCCGCUGACAGCCAAAGCAGUCCUCGCCGCCAGAAGAGAGAGAAGGACCCAUCGGAGAGCAGGGGCAUUUCUCGAUUCAUCCCCCCAUGGCUAAAGAAGCAAAGGUCAUACACCUUAGUAGCGGCCAAAGAUGGAGGGGAUAAAAAAGAGCCAACCCAAGCUGUUGUGGAAGAACAGGUCUUAGAUAAAGAGGAGUCUCUUGCAGAAGGAGAGAGGCAGGCCAAGGGUGACGCUGAACAGGCAGCUCAGACGAAGCAGCAGGAAGCGAAAGUUGAAGUCAAGGAAGAAAAACCUUCUGUGAGCACUGCUGAGAUCCAGCAUCUAUUUCACCCCCCUAAACAGCCUGCAGAAGAAAUAAGUAAGGAGAGAGAAGAGGAAAAGGUAAAGGAAAUUCAGGAAGACCAAACAGAAGAAGCAGCAAAAAGGGAGACAAAGGAAGUGCAGACCAAUGAGCUAAAGUCGGAGAAGACCUCGCAAAAAGCUGCAAAGAAGACCAAAACGGUGCCGUGUAAAGUGAUCCUUCUGGAUGGUACUGAGUACUGCUGUGACCUGGAGAAACGUGCUAAGGGCCAAGUGUUAUUUGACAAAGUAUGUGAACACCUGAAUCUCUUGGAGAAGGACUACUUUGGACUUUUGUUUCAGGAAAAUCCUGAGCAGAAAAACUGGCUAGAUCCUGCAAAAGAAAUAAAAAGACAACUGCGAAAUCUUCCAUGGCUGUUCACUUUCAAUGUGAAGUUUUAUCCUCCGGAUCCAUCUCAACUGACAGAAGAUAUCACCAGGUACUUCCUGUGCCUUCAGCUUCGACAGGACAUUGCCUCUGGCCGCCUGCCCUGUUCUUUUGUGACUCAUGCCCUUUUGGGAUCCUACACGCUGCAGGCUGAACUUGGGGAUUAUGACCCUGAAGAGCAUGGCAGUAUUGACCUUAGUGAUUUCCAGUUUGCUCCCACACAGACUAAGGAGCUGGAAGAGAAGGUGGCUGAGCUGCAUAAAACCCAUAGGGGCUUGUCUCCAGCACAAGCUGAUUCUCAGUUCUUAGAAAAUGCGAAGAGGCUUUCCAUGUAUGGUGUAGACCUGCAUCAUGCCAAGGACUCAGAAGGCGUGGACAUCAAGUUGGGCGUGUGCGCUAACGGACUUCUCAUUUACAAAGACAGACUGAGAAUCAAUCGUUUUGCUUGGCCAAAAAUCUUAAAAAUUUCUUACAAGCGCAGUAACUUCUACAUUAAAGUUAGACCAGCAGAGCUGGAACAGUUUGAGAGCACCAUUGGAUUCAAACUGCCAAACCAUCGGGCAGCAAAAAGGCUAUGGAAAGUGUGUGUGGAACAUCAUACUUUCUACAGGCUUGUGUCUCCAGAACAGCCACCAAAGGCCAAGUUCCUGACUUUGGGGUCUAAAUUUCGCUACAGCGGCCGCACUCAAGCGCAGACCCGCCAGGCCAGCACCCUCAUAGACAGGCCAGCACCACACUUUGAGCGCACCUCGAGUAAACGGGCCUCCAGGAGUCUAGAUGGAGCCGCGCUUGGAGUUAUGGACCAAAGACUUGGAAAAGAGUUUCCUGGCCCCGCUGGGGAGAUCUCACCCUAUGGACCUGGAGUUGUCAGCAUGGCUGUGGUACAAGAUGAGGACAGCAGGAGGGAAAUCAGAAGCCCCAGUAAAGCUUCCCAGCUGCCACUGCUGGAAGGAAAGAAAAAUUCCCUGAGAGUAGAAGGGGAUAAUAUUUAUGUCAGACAUAGCAAUUUAAUGUUGGAGGAGCUGGAUAAGGCCCAGGAGGACAUACUGAAGCAUCAGGCUAGCAUUAGUGAACUCAAACGCAAUUUUAUGGAAUCCACACCUGAGCCGCGCCCCAAUGAAUGGGAAAAACGACGUAUCACACCUCUGUCCCUACAGACACAAGGGAGAAAAGGCGACCAUCUUUUCAAGGAUAUUUUAUCCAUGAAGGAGAAGUACCUGAAGGCGGCCACGCGGAGAGUUGAAGAGCAGUCUCAGGAGGCAGACAAGACACGUGCUCCUGAGUCCGAAGGGCCUUGCCUUGGAGCCAGGGAUGCUGUUAAGAGUUCACAUGAGACUCUGAAUGUAGUGGAGGAGAAGCAGCGGGCAGAGGUUGGGAAAGACGAAAGAGUAAUCACGGAAGAAAUGAAUGGUAACGAGCUAUCACCUGGGAGUGGUCCUGGGGAGAUUCGUAAGGUGGAGCCUGUGGCACAAAAAGACUCCACCUCCCUGUCUUCUGAGAGCAGCAGCCACAGCGAGAGUGAGGAGGAAGAUGUGGGAGAGUACCGACCCCACCACCGUGUGACCGAGGGCACCAUCAGGGAAGAACAGGAGGAGGAUGAAGAAGAGAUGGAGGAAGAAGCCAGCCGAGCAGCCAAGGUAGUAGAGAGGGAGGAAGCAGUGCCAGAAGCCAGCCCAGACAGGCAAGCAGGUGCCAGUGUACCCACAGUAGACACAGUGGCCCAGGAGAAGGUAGUUGCCCAGGAGCUCUCUGGAGAGAAGAGUGUCAACGAAGGCGCUCUUAAGCAAGACGUGAGAGAAGAAACAGAGGAAGAGCAACAUAGAGUUAACGGAGAGGUGUCUCAUGUUGACGUUGAUGUUUUGCCACAGAUUAUUUGUUGUUCUGAGCCACCAGUGGUAAAAACAGAGAUGGUAACAAUUUCUGAUGCCUCACAGAGAACAGAAAUCUCCACCAAGGAAGUCCCCAUUGUCCAAACUGAGACCAAAACCAUCACAUAUGAGUCUCCACAGAUUGAUGGCGGAGCUGGUGGUGAUUCAGGCACGUUGCUGACUGCACAAACCAUCACGUCUGAGUCGGUGUCGACAACAACCACCACACACAUUACCAAGACUGUAAAAGGCGGAAUAUCUGAAACCAGAAUUGAGAAACGCAUUGUGAUCACAGGAGAUGCAGAUAUUGAUCAUGAUCAGGCCCUGGCUCAGGCCAUCAGGGAAGCCAGAGAGCAGCACCCUGACAUGGCCGUGACGAGAGUGGUGGUGCACAAGGAGACAGAGCUGGCAGAGGAAGAAGAGGAGUAAGUCAGGAAGUCAUUUAUUAAACAGCAUUCAUGCUUGUGAAGAAUUUGGACCACUCUGAGUCUUAAUGCCACACCACUAUUCCAGCAAAUAUGUGCUACACCUGGUAACAAUGACCAGCAGCUUGAAGGAUCAAACUGCCAACACCAAACCUUACCUUAACAGCUCUGGUCUAUCCUAUUCCCAUGCAUUUUAAUAUUAUUGUUUUGUUUUAUAACCACUUCUAAAUAUUCUCGGUUCUUUUUUUAAUUGAAGUUUUUGUCUGUUUCCUGUUUACUUUGUGUACAGCUACCUGCUUUUUGUGAUUCAUUUUGAUCCAAUGACAGUGAACAAAGCCAGCCCGAGCUGGUAGGGUGCUGUUCACUUGAACAGGUGCUGUUGUGCGGAAAGGAAACUGACUAACUUAGAUAGCCGUUUUUCUUCUUCCAGGCUUUUUUUUUUUUUUCAUUGAAUGCUUACAGUAAAUAUUUACAGAUUUUUCAGGUUGUAGUAAAUAUACUGUCUGAGAAAAUAUUAAUACAGAAUAAAAACAUUUCUUAGAUCUUGAAAAUUUUCUAAUGUUUGAGAACUUCACUAGGUCUUUUUUUUUUUUUUUUUUGGUAUUGGACUCCUUUGACUUUCCAGUCCUGUGACUUUUUACUUCUAGUGAAAAGUCAGAGAAUCUCCAGACUGGAGAAUAAUACAGACGGUCGCUGACCGUGCGCUGUGUUUAGAAACCCCAUCAUGCCAGGUGCCAGUGCUGCUCAGCUACAUGCUCUUCGACAGCAUUCCAGUACAGGAGGGAGGAGAAAGACAACACUGUUGCCUCCCUUCCACUAAAAGAUUCAGGCAGCUUAAAACCUUAGUGCUUCCUUAACACAUUCCGAAUUACACUUUUCCAUUGGGUAGAGCACUUGCUAUGUAUUAAACCACCUUGUCCACAUGUAAACUGACCUUUUGUUGUUGAACAGGUCUGUCUCUUUCAGAUGGUUUGAUUCGUGUAGGUUUGAGGAUGGUGAUGCUGGGAGAGGGAGAAGAGAGGCUGGGGUGUUUUUUUUUUUCUUGUUGGCGACAGGAAAGCUAUACCAUUUAAGCUGACACCAGAGAUCAGAUAUAGGGACUUAUUAACUGCAUUGAUCAUUUUUCUCCUUUGCUUUGAACCCUAUGUAUAAUUACAAAGCCAGAUUAGAUUUAUAGUAGCUUCAAGUUGUAUUAAAUGGUAUUUUGCCUUCUGUGAUACUGUUAUAAAAUAAAGUUUGUUUAUUCUCCA
Ochotona curzoniae (black-lipped pika) is the source of this 4560-nucleotide messenger RNA. It is a transcript of the gene EPB41L2, whose product is annotated as erythrocyte membrane protein band 4.1 like 2. Gene Ontology annotation, biological process: cortical actin cytoskeleton organization. The transcript has 24 exons. Gene Ontology annotation, cellular component: cytoskeleton; plasma membrane. The record is from RefSeq and is a predicted model, not a curated record. Lineage: Eukaryota; Metazoa; Chordata; Mammalia; Lagomorpha; Ochotonidae. Bases 138 to 3314 code for a protein of 1058 amino acids. Gene Ontology annotation, molecular function: structural molecule activity; actin binding.